AAGCUUACAGAAAUAUAUUGGAUUAUAAUGAGAAAUUUUUAGCAAUGAUUAGUGAAUACGACAAGAUAAAAAGUAUAAUAAUUUAUCAACAAAAAUUAAAUUGUUUGUGUGUUCUUUAUACUCUUUUUAAGCCACCCUGUGUAAGGUGAUUCGCUCGGUGUGCUACGUCAGUUCGGGGGUGUUAGUUAGGGUUAUUAUUUCUAGCCGCACGUCUGACGGCAGUCUGUCAGUUAUCGCAAGUCAAUGAAAGUACAAACAACACUGUAUUCUUCGUAAACAUUUGUAAUAUUUGACACGAAUCGUUAAAUAUUCGGAAUUUAAGCUAAUAUAAACACAUAUUUAAAUCAUCUGCAUCUUGAAGAUUACGGAGUUUCGCGUUUGAAUUGUCAUGUAGAGAUAUUAUAAAGAUUGACAUUUAUUGUUAAAGAAUUAUCCAGAGAAAUUGUGAACGCACUUUUCUUGCAUUCUAUCACUCAAUGGACAAAAUGCGAAAAUGUGAGAGUAUAUACUGCAGCGAGCAACUCGACACGUUUUUGUGGAAGUCAUACCUAUUGAAGAACAAUCACUUGGUGGAAACGAAUUACGUUUUAUGGACUGUGGAGCUGCGUCAGGCUAUGGAUCAUAAAUCUUAUGUAUGAAAAAGAAUAUUGUAUAAAUAUUUUCCGACCUGAAGGAAAGUUUUAGCAAACUCAAUGCAUUAUUAUUGUUGACAUAAGACAAGAUACAAUAAUGUCCAUUAAUAGCGAUCUGUUCGCGUACAUUUAUUGAUGAUUUGUAAAACGGUGACCUGCAAUACGUAGGCUUAAAUAUAAAUUUUAUAUAAGAAUACGAAAUUAUUAAAGUAAAUUAAAUUAAAGCGCUAUAUACAAUCGAGAAAUGACAGAAUCCGCGUCCGACGUACCAGAAGAAAAUGAAGCUGCGAACACGACACCCAUCAGCGAGAAGCGACAUUGUAAGGAAAUGCGCAAGGACAAGUUACCUCCUUAUCUUCGAGAUAAAGAAAGAAUACUUUAUCCACGUAACACGAGAACUCUGCCAAAAAUACCCGUAGUUGGUGGGCAACCUAUCGAAGAAGAAACAUGCAUGGCUCUGAGAACGUUGGUCUUUGGUUCCUGCGCAAGUCCACCUAAAAUCGAAUGGACAAGAACCGGGUUAACUUUACGACCGUAUGGCCAGAGUUUGGCGUUCGGAUUAAGAACUCCCAGGAAUACAACAAGAGGUCUUGUCACCGCGGUGCAAGCUAUCAUGCUAAAACACUUUUUGUUCAAAUGCAACAGACAAGAUUUACGCGUCGAACCCGAAACUUUAUUGAAACCCUCAUACGAUCGACAGAUCGAAGUAUUGACUUCCGCGAUAUCGGAAAUUAUUUGGCGUUGCGCCGGUGGCUUCUCCGGCUCCAUGUGCACAAAUGUUGUCAGUAACACCGUGCCAAAGGCCGUGGUGGCUCUACCACAGGAUACACCUUAUCUUCAACAUAGUGUACAAUAUUUUCAAGACGGAUUAACAGAAACGCUGCAUCUCUUCGAAUUCAAUUCAUUGGAGGAUCUUGAGAUAUUUAUUAAAAGAUAUUUAUAUCUGUUUCAUGACGAAGGCGGACCUGGUGCAAAAUUACUUUUAUACAGCGCAGUACUUUCAAGAGGCCUCUCAAAAGUUCAGAAUGAUUUGGAAGAUCCAAAGGCGUCGAUUCUUGGUGGAUGUUCAGAGGAAGGCCCAAUCAGCAUCGUCGUCCUUAUUUUAACUGGUCGUGUUUCACCGCAUCUUCAUAAUGGAGUAGUUCACGUUGGCGAUGAAAAUACAUAUGCUGUACCACAAUGGGGCGUUCUUACAAGAAGCGAAGUGGGAUUUUUAAUACAUGAAGGCGAUGUAAGCAAACAGCCAGGUUCUCGUUUGAAGACACCCAGUUUACCGAUAUGGGUGACUCUUUGCCUCGGUCAUCACGGCGUGCUCUUCAAUACAAAUCGAGAAUUAUUGAGAAAUUAUCACGCAGAACGACGUUUCGAGGUCCAAUAUUUUACCUGCGGUGGCAGUCACGCUACGUUGACGGUAGAUACCAGGGCAAACCAAACUUCCGGGCUAUCAGAUGCUGCAACAAUGGAAGCCGCAGAUAUCGCCGCAACGCCGUUGGAGAAACUCAUUCGAUCCAAGUGGCAGGAUGCCCUUAUACAAUGGAACGGAACACCAGUGAUGUGAAGAAUUCGAAAAAAAUGUGUGUUAAAUUCUUUCAUGUUAAGCCAUGUAAUCCGUGAUUCCACACGAUGCUAAUCGAUUGUUGCGCCCGCUUAAUCUCAAGCAAAAACUUAUCGUUAACAAUAUUCAAGUAGAUAUUAUAUUAUUUGUGUCGCAAUGUUAGGCACUAUAAUUUUACACAUGUGAUAAGAUUAAUCUUUGGCGCUUUCUUAGAUAGUGCAGUAGAUAUUUGUAUGCUAAUCCCGAAAAACUUUGUUAUUUUAUAAAAUAUAUUAAUUAUCAAUAAAUAACUGUUAACAUAACAUCGGAGUAUCAUCUCAGUUAUUGAGUUAACAAUGUUAAAAGAUUAUCAUUGCAGAGUGAUUGGGUAUUUUGACAACUUCUUUUAAUGUCGAAUGUAAAGCGGCCAAAUCCAUCAAUAGUCAAAUUCGUUCUCGGCAUAUUGCUUUGUUAUCGAUAAA
This is a messenger RNA of Camponotus floridanus (Florida carpenter ant), 2648 nucleotides long. RefSeq names its product inactive ubiquitin carboxyl-terminal hydrolase MINDY-4B. NCBI's taxonomy places the organism in Eukaryota, Metazoa, Arthropoda, Insecta, Hymenoptera, Formicidae. The record is from RefSeq and is a predicted model, not a curated record. Gene Ontology annotation, biological process: protein K48-linked deubiquitination. The transcript is spliced from 11 exons. Gene Ontology annotation, molecular function: K48-linked deubiquitinase activity; cysteine-type deubiquitinase activity. Bases 877 to 2190 code for a protein of 437 amino acids.